UGCAAACUUUGCUGGUGACGGUUAGGGUCGGGAGGUUUUCGCGCGAAAACCGGUUGCAGAUGUUGGCGGUCUGAAAGUCUGAACAGAGAAGAAGAAGGUCUGCUCUGCAGCUGAACUGGAGCACAGCACUUGACGUGGUAUUAAAGACGAACAAUUUGUGCUGAAAUGGAAAACUUUGGAGACAUCCAAGUGAAAGAGCUGAACAAGCGUGCGUGCGGUCAGGCAUUUGAGGUCAUCCUGAGCCCCUCAACUCCAGAGGCCAAAUGCGUUCCAUUGUCUCCUCUCAAGAAAAAGACAACAUCACUGGAGGAGAUUAAGAGGAAACUGGAAGCUGCAGAAGAUAGACGCAAGAGCUAUGAGGCUGAUGUUCUGAAACAGCUAGCUGAGAAACGAGAGCACGGGAAAGAAGUCGUCCAGAAGGCCCUAGAAGAAGACUGCAACUUACGCAAGGUAGCACAGGAGAAACUCACUCAAAAGAUGGAGGCAAACAAGGAGAACCGCACUGCCAGGAUGGCGGCUCUCAAUGAGAAAUUCAAGGAGAAGGACAAGAAGCUCGAGGAAGUGAGGAAGAACAAAGAGGCAAUGAAAGAGGGCGAGAAUUAAUUUGUUUAUGAUCUGGAAACGGUCUUUACAUCUCCAAAUAAGCUUUAUUUUGUAUAAAAUCACACUCCCCUUAUAUCAUUUGUUGUGCUAGUUCUGAUAAUGCUGUUCAAAAGGUACUCACUGUUAGUUUUGGUGUGGAUAUAGUCCGAUAUGUGUUUUUGGCAGCUAAUUUGGUCGUUUUUGUGUUACACACUAUAUUUUUUCAAGUCAUUGCAAUAAGUUGGUCCUUAUACUGUUAAAAUGCAUCAUAUAAUAGUGUUCUUGCACUGUUAAUAAUGUUUCAUGUUUGAAUAUAGGCUACUGUACUAGACCAAGGUUCAACCAUUAAAGUCUAUAUCCCCAAAUGAA
Messenger RNA from Eleginops maclovinus (Patagonian blennie), 951 nucleotides. It is a transcript of the gene stmn1b, whose product is annotated as stathmin 1b. Gene Ontology annotation, biological process: microtubule depolymerization; neuron projection development; regulation of microtubule polymerization or depolymerization. Gene Ontology annotation, cellular component: cytoplasm; neuron projection. NCBI's taxonomy places the organism in Eukaryota, Metazoa, Chordata, Actinopteri, Perciformes, Eleginopidae. The record is from RefSeq and is a predicted model, not a curated record. The transcript is spliced from 5 exons. Gene Ontology annotation, molecular function: tubulin binding. Bases 166 to 603 code for a protein of 145 amino acids.